AGUGUGCGCAGUUUGUCAGCAGUGAAGCUUUCCGUUUUGGUAAGCCCUUCAUCUGAGGAAAAGGCAUGCUUAACUAGCAAGUUGAAUUUUAAGAUGUUUGACUCAGAAGAUGAUAGUGAAGAUGAGGAGAAGGUUCAUGAAGGCUCAUUAAGUAAAACGCAAGGGGUUUCCCAUGGCAAGGCCCCUCCAGGCAUCUUGUCUCAAACCAUGAAUUAUGUGGGACAGCUGGCUGGGCAGGUGCUUGUCACUGUGAAGGAGCUCUACAAGGGCAUCAACCAAGCCACACUGUCAGGCUGCAUCGAUGUUGUCGUGGUCCGGCAGCAGGAUGGCACCUACCAGUGCUCACCUUUUCAUGUUCGCUUUGGGAAGCUGGGGGUCCUGCGAUCCAAAGAGAAAGUGAUUGAUAUAGAAAUCAAUGGCAAUGCAGUGGAUCUUCAUAUGAAAUUGGGUGACAAUGGAGAAGCAUUCUUUGUGGAGGAGACUGAAGAGGAAUAUGAAAAGCUUCCUGCUUACCUUGCCACCUCACCAAUUCCUACUGAAGAUCAGUUUUUUAAAGAUAUUGACACCCGUUUGGUGAAGUCAGAUGAAAGAACAUCUCAGAGUUCAGACAUCUCACACAUCUUGGAAUCAGAGAAGGUUUUUACUCCAAGCUCUGUGAAAAAGAAAAAACGAAGGAGAAAGAAAUGCAAGCAGGACAGUAAGAAGGAAGAGCCGGCUGUCUGUGCAGCUGCAGAAGACGUUGGGGAGGUGGGCGUGAGCUCUGAUGACGACAAGGGAGCGCAGACAGCAAGAGGGUCUUCAACUGCUUCCUUAAAGGAAGAAGAAUAUAAAGAAUCUUUGCUCUUCCAUUCUGGGGAUCACUACCCCUUAUCUGAUGGAGAUUGGUCCCCUUUAGAGAACACCUAUUCCCAGGCAGUGUGUCCUAAGAGUGACUCCGAGCUGGAGGUGAAGCCUGCUGAGAGCCUGCUCAGAUCCGAGUCCCAUAUGGAGUGGACGUGGGGCGGGUUCCCGGAGUCCACCAAGGUCAGCAAGAGGGAGAGAUCAGAUCACCAUCCUAGGACAGCUACCAUUACACCAUCAGAAAAUACCCAUUUUCGGGUAAUUCCCAGUGAGGAAAACCUCAUAAGUGAAGUCGAGAAGGAUGCUUCCAUUGAAGAUACCGUGUGCACCAUAGUGAAACCCAAACCUAGAGCCUUGUGUAUGCAGAUGGGUGAUGCAGCCUCAGCGGCCGAACUUCUCGAACCUCUUCUACAGAGUCCUCAGAUUUCAUCUAUGUUAGAUGCGGACCACCUUCCCAACCCGUGCUCAGCGGAGGCUCCCUCAGAAUCCAAACCAGCUGCGAAAGUGGACUCGCCAUCAAAGAAGAAAGGUGUCCACAAGAGGAGCCAGCACCAGGGCCCUGAUGAUAUUUACCUUGAUGACUUGAAGGCUCUAGAACCUGAGGUUGCAGCUCUGUAUUUCCCUAAAAGUGACUCGGACCCUGGCUCCAGGCAGUGGCCUGAGUCGGACACGCUCUCGGGAUCCCAGUCCCCACAGUCUGUGGGAAGUGCAGCUGCUGAUAGCGGUACUGAGUGCCUCUCAGAUUCGGCUAUGGACCUACCUGACGUCACCCUCUCGCUUUGUGGAGGCCUCAGUGAGAAUGGAGAGAUUUCCAAAGAAAAGUUCAUGGAGCAUAUCAUUACUUACCAUGAAUUUGCAGAAAACCCUGGACUUAUAGACAAUCCUAACCUUGUAAUACGGAUAUAUAACCGUUACUAUAACUGGGCUUUGGCUGCACCCAUGAUCCUUAGCUUGCAAGUGUUCCAGAAGAGUCUACCUAAGGCCACAGUUGAGUCCUGGGUUAAAGACAAGAUGCCAAAAAAAUCUGGUCGCUGGUGGUUUUGGCGUAAGAGAGAAAGCAUGACCAAACAGCUGCCAGAAACCAAGGAGGGAAAGUCUGAGGCACUGCCGACUAGUGACAUGCCAUCAAGCACAAAGGAGCCAGCUGGUGCCAGGUCGGCUGAGGAUGACUCAUCAAGUGACGAAGGGUCACAGGAACUCGAGGAGUCCAUCAAAGUAGAGCCUCUGCCCGCGGAGUCCGUGGGCCACAGCAGCACAACUUCCUACAAGAAGUCUCUUCGCCUCUCCUCCGACCAGAUUGCAAAACUGAAUCUCCACAACGGCCCAAAUGAUGUUGUGUUCAGUAUCACCACCCAGUAUCAAGGCACCUGCCGCUGUGCCGGUACCAUUUACCUGUGGAACUGGAAUGAUAAGAUCGUCAUUUCUGAUAUCGACGGAACAAUAACCAAGUCUGAUGCUCUGGGACAGAUCCUUCCACAGCUGGGAAAAGAUUGGACUCACCAGGGCAUAGCGAAGCUCUACCAUGCCAUCAACGAGAACGGCUACAAGUUUCUGUAUUGCUCUGCGCGUGCUAUUGGCAUGGCCGACAUGACGCGUGGCUACCUGCACUGGGUCAACGACCAGGGCACCAUCUUGCCCCGUGGGCCCCUGAUGCUGUCGCCUAGCAGCUUGUUCUCCGCCUUCCACAGGGAAGUAAUCGAAAAGAAACCAGAGAAGUUCAAAAUUGAGUGUCUGAAUGACAUCAAGAAUCUCUUUGCUCCAUCCAAGCAGCCCUUCUAUGCUGCCUUUGGGAACCGUCCAAAUGAUGUCUAUGCAUACACACAAGUUGGAGUUCCAGACUGUAGGAUAUUCACCGUGAACCCCAAGGGUGAAUUAAUACAAGAGAGGACCAAAGGAAACAAGUCAUCAUAUCACAGGCUGAGUGAACUUGUGGAGCACGUGUUCCCACUCCUCGAUAAGGAACAGAAUUCUGCCUUUCCCUGCCCAGAGUUCAGCUCCUUCUGCUACUGGCGAGACCCCAUCCCUGCAGUGGACCUGGAUGACCUGGCCUGAGGCCGCAUCUCUGAUGGUGAAGGGACUGCAGUCGUUCACCUCACACCACAGGAAGGUGGUCAGCACGUGCUUUCCUGAGCAGAGACAGGUCUCCUGGGCAGGCACUGCUGCCCUCCUUCGCCUUCCCAGGUCCUGAAUCAGCUGGAAGCAGGAGUGAGGGGAUGGCUUGGUUAGAGGCCUGUGGUCCAGUCAUGGGCCCUCACACGUGCUUCCUGCCAAGUUAUGUCCUGACCACUCCUUCAGUUGCAUAACUUAAAAGGAAGGAAAAUGAAAACGGAGUGGGCUAAAACAUUAUACAAAGUAACGUGUUAUCAUUUCCA
Ochotona princeps (American pika) is the source of this 3212-nucleotide messenger RNA. RefSeq names its product lipin 2 (gene LPIN2). Bases 94 to 2892 code for a protein of 932 amino acids. NCBI's taxonomy places the organism in Eukaryota, Metazoa, Chordata, Mammalia, Lagomorpha, Ochotonidae. The record is from RefSeq and is a predicted model, not a curated record. Gene Ontology annotation, biological process: positive regulation of transcription by RNA polymerase II; cellular response to insulin stimulus; fatty acid catabolic process. Gene Ontology annotation, molecular function: transcription coactivator activity; phosphatidate phosphatase activity. The transcript is spliced from 20 exons. Gene Ontology annotation, cellular component: nucleus; endoplasmic reticulum membrane; cytosol.